Planococcus citri (citrus mealybug) is the source of this 6343-nucleotide messenger RNA. Its product is annotated as glypican-1-like. The transcript has 7 exons. Gene Ontology annotation, biological process: cell migration; positive regulation of canonical Wnt signaling pathway; regulation of protein localization to membrane. NCBI's taxonomy places the organism in Eukaryota, Metazoa, Arthropoda, Insecta, Hemiptera, Pseudococcidae. Gene Ontology annotation, cellular component: plasma membrane; cell surface; extracellular region. The coding region runs from base 388 to 2262 and encodes 624 amino acids. The record is from RefSeq and is a predicted model, not a curated record.
GUCAUUUCAUUUCGUCUGCCAGUGUUUAUGUAUCUAAGGAAUGCGUUGUAGUGUUUUUCCUUCGUCGUUCUCAAAAUACGUCGUGAUGUGGUAAUCGAGUGUUAAGUGCGAUGUUUCGUUUUCGUGUUACUCUAAAUUUAUACCGGCGACUUAAAUUUUAAAUUUAUAAAAUUAAUUAAUAAAUUCACCAUUGGUAUGCAUUGCUCGCAUAAUGUUCUAUUCACGUGUUUCAAGUAUCACCGAAAAGAUCACGAUUUACCGUUCAAUUUAAACGAGUUUGAAAAUUUGUUCGGCGUGUUUCUGUAGAAAAAUUUCCUUAUAUUUUUAUUAAAUUAUUUAUUUUCAAUUCUGCUUCGUCGUUGAAACGUGAAAAUUCGUAACGUAAUCAUGAAUGCGAUAUAUUUAUCAUUUUUCUGUGUCUUUUGGUGUUGUGUGCAAACUUUACCGACAGACGUUUUCAGCAAUUUGACCACCUGUAGUUAUGUGAUACAGAUUUUCGAAACGAAGAAUAUCUCGAAUAGAAUACCGAAUCAACCGAUCGACGGUAAAUCGUUAUCGAUAUGUAAGUCGGAUAAGAGCUGUUGUACAUCCGAGAUGGAGUCGAAUUUAAUGAAUUUAGUCAAGAAAGACUAUCAAUCGUUAUUACAGCAGAAUGCGCAAUCUGUGCAAGGAAUAUUGGCUUCUACCGCCAUCCACUUCACAGAAUAUAUCCAUAGAAUGUUAUUAAAAUCGGAGAAUAAAACCAAAGAAGUGCUACGAGACGUAUUAGGUACAUCUACAGCGAAAAUUGAAGAAUCGGUUAAAACGUAUUUCGACGAAUUGUACAACUACAUCGCGAACAAAAACGAAGGAGAAAACACGUAUUUUAAAUCCAGUCAAAACCAGUACGUGAAAUCUACGGAGCAAAAAUUCGCUCAAUUAACCAGCUCUUUUUUCACUCGUCUUUUUCCGAGCCUGUAUCCGUUAAUUGUAGACGAAUACGGUGGUGCGGACCGCGAGCUGGACUCCGAAUACGAGAAAUGUCUGCAGAAGAAUAUAGGUGACAUUAACCCGUUCUCAGAGCUGACGAAAAGUCUAGAGAAAGACACCUCGAAGACAUUCGGAGCUACUGAAAUCCUCAUAGAUGCGUUGAAUUUCGGCUCGCAAAUGUUAAAUUUUAGUAAUCUACUGGUGUUAUCGGAGUCAUCGCAUAAUAUCCAUCAAUGUCACGAGGCUUUAUUAAGGAUGUCGUAUUGCUCGCGAUGUAACGGAUUACCAAGUACGGUUAAACCUUGCGCGGGAUAUUGUUUAAAUGUUAUGCGAGGGUGUCUAGCGCAACAAGCUGGAGAAUUGGAUUCAGCGUGGAGUAGUUUUUACGAAGCUGUCGAUAGGCUCAUGUCAGUGGUGAAUCGGGGGCAGUCGCUUGUCUGUCUGGAGGAUCUACUGAGAUCGCUGGAUGCUCGGAUUGCCGAACCUGUGCAGCAUUUUAAAUUGGAGAAUGGCAGUGUUCAUUCGAAGGUUAAAUUUACAUGCGGUCAAGUACGAUGGUCGAGUAAUAGAAUAUCCGAAAACAGAUCGUCCAAGUUACCAGAGAGUCGUCCUAAUUGGAAAUUAGACGAGGAAGACUCGAAUUUCAGAUCGACUUUGUUAUCUUCCAAGAUUCGUCAGUUUCAAGAGAGCGUACCCAGGUCUAGAGGCUUUUACGCUAAUUUAGCGGAAACGCUUUGCGCGGACGAUAGCUUCGCCGAGAAACGUGAAACUGCUCUGUGUUGGAACGGACAAAGAGUAGCUGAGUACGCGAAAACAGUGUUACCAAUUCAAAUUACUUCGCAGAAAUAUAAUCCUGAGAUACCGUGGCAAUCGCCGCCCUCGACUGAUACCAGAAUUACCGAAAUGGUCGAGAAACUUCGACAUACGACUCAACUAGUCUUAAGUCAAGCGCAAACAAAUCCAGAAGCUGAAUCGUUAUCAACGAACGAAGACGGUUCGGGUAGCGGUAGCAAUCCAAUGUCACCGGAUGAUCAGUUAACCAGCGACGACGAAGAUAGUGAGCGAGACUGGAGCGAGCAAGGUUCCGGCUCUGGAGAUUCUCCUAUACCCAUGACAGAACCUCCAGGUGGCAUCGUCCCACACGGAGCAAAUAACAACGUACGUAAAUUACCAGAACCUGCAGAUGUGACGCCGACUGAGACAACCACACGUAAGCCAAAUUCGGCCAAAACGUGGACAUCGAAUAUAAUUUUAGUAAUGACAAUUUGUACCGUGAGCAGGUUAAUUUCUUAAACUGAUCGUCAUCGUUAUUCGUUGUCGCAUAUUCAUGACUCGCAUUUUUUUUUCUUCUUAAUUCUUUUUCAUUCUUCAGUAGCAAUAUCAUCGAACGAUUGCAUUUUCUUUACGUUUCUUUUCUUUUUUAUUUAUUUAGAAUUAUGUUCUUUUCAAUUUUUAUUCCUGAUCUUAUUAUUCUUUUUUGUUCUUUUUUUUUCGUGUUAUUUUUUAGAUCAUCGAACAUUUCGUUUCAUUGUUUCAUAUUUAGUCAUAUUUUUAUUUUUCAUCAUUAUGUCUGUUCUGUUUAUCUCUUUCUCUAUCUCUUUUUUUCUGUUCUUUAAUCGCUAUUUAGAAGUCCGCGAGUAACUGCAGGAAUUUAUAUUUUUGUUCAAAUGUUUCGCUAUAAAUACGAAAGUACCUUAAAAGUGGGCUGGAAUUGUUUACUCGUGAAAUGAAACGCUACGGUUGUUUCCGGAUUUUUAGCAUCAUCGUGAAAUUUUUUUGUUUUAUUUAUUAUACCUACCUGCCAAGGUUUUAUUUAUUUUCAUACGAGUCUUACUAUUAUUAUUGUUAUUAAUUUAUUUGAAAUUGUGUGAUGUUUAUAAAUUCCUAUGGCAGCCUGGAGAAAUGUUAAGUUCUUUGUCAAAUCUAAAUGCGUGGAAAAGGUCGUACGGUUUUGAAAUAAUUCAACAAAACGUGAACUUAAUUGAAAACUUUUGGAAUUCAUUUUUUGUACGUUAUAGUAUGAAAAAGCCUGAAGCCGGAAAUCCAUCAUUUUUCGUUUUGUUUACUUCCUCGGUGCUUUUGAAACAGAGAACGAUUCAAAUAUUCUUGUAGAAUAAUUGCAGUUUAAAAAAAAAAAAUUAAAAUAUUCUGAAUAGGUAUGACGUUGAAAUAAAGUAAGAGGACAAGUUUUAAAUUCUAGAAAUUGUUUCAAAAUAUAAGUUUAAUAAUGAGACAAACAUUCGGAGAAAAAAAUACAAAAAUCAAUUUUGUAAAUAGUUUCUUCGGAAAUUUUUUUCUAAAAAAAUGAAGUCUUGAUCAAUUGAUUUUGUGAUCAUUUAAGGUAAAAAAAAACUACUUAUGUAGUUGAAAUAUCAAAAAAAAAAAAAAAAAUUGAAUGGAUAUAUUUUCUUAUUUUAUUUGGAAAACUUUUGACUGUUUUAUCUUACAUAAGAAUUAUUUAUUGAUUUUGAAUUUUCUGAGCCCAAUUUCUUUGAUUUUUUUUUUUUGAAGAGAUUAUUUUGUAUUAAUUUUCCAUACAUUGAUAAUGAACUUUUCUUUCAAAAAAAUCAACAAAAUGAAUUCUGGAAAAAUGAAUUAAUUUCGUUUUUAUUUUUCUAAAGAACUCCAAGCUAGUAUUUUAGUUGGAAAAAAAAUUUGAAGAAUCUUGUUAUAAAUUGAGUUUUACACAAUUUAAAAUAUUUUAUCCGCUUCUUCAAAGUGGAGUAUGAUGUUUGAUUAUGAAAUUCUAAAAGAAAUUAACGUCGAAAUUUUCUCCGAACUUGCUACUUGAACAAAGUUACGAAUAAUAAGUUUUCAGGUUCGAGUCUUAUGAUAUUGUAAAUUUUUGAGAUACAGGGGUUCGGAAUGGAUAAUUUUUUAAAGGGAAUAACACGUCAUACUUGUUUGUGUUUGUUUUCAGCUUUUUUUUUAUUCAAAAAUUAUCAAUCUUGUUUUGUCGAAGAUAACACAUUUAAAAUUUCUGGGAUAUUUUUAGUUUUAAAUUGCGAGGUGAAAAUAAUAAUAUUACUUCUUGGAUUUUUUGUGGGAAAAAAAAUGCAAAAAAAUAGCUGAUUAAUUAGAAAGAUCUGCUAUCGCUCUCUUUAUCAACUAUUAAAAAAUAUCUCCAAAUCAAUGUUUUUUUUUCUUCAAUACUUCAAAUUGUGAUUCUGAAAAUUACAAAGUUGUUUUUUUUUUAUUUUGCAAAAUGAGAUUUUAUACAAAAAAUGGAAAAAAGUAAUUAGGAAAAUAAAGCUAAAUAGGUAUAUUUUAAUUUUUUUUUACAAUUUUUUUUAUGGGGUUUAUUACGCACAAUAUUUUAUUAUUUACAUAAUGUACUUCCAUAUGAAGAGUGAUAUUCCAAAACUCGCUUUGUCCAUUUUUAUCAAAGUGCGUUUUUCAGCAGUACCUGGUAGAUGAAGUAUUAACUCACAUUGCUACAUCAUCAACCUACCAAAAUGAGGUGUUUAACUCUCCUAAAUAGCCAAUUCACUAAAAAAUUUUAAAAAAAUGAUGUUCCAAAACGCGCUUUGUCCAUUUUUAUUGAAAUUUUUUUCAGCAGUAUUGAGUGGAUGAAAUGUAUACCUACACUCCUACAUCAUAAAUCCACCCAAGUAAAGUGCUAAACUCGCCUAAAAAGCCAAUUUACCCGUUUGAAGGGAAACUGUUUUUCCUCUUUCCUGAAAAGUUGUGAAAAUGGACAAAGCGAGUUUUGGAAUAUCACUCUUCAUAUGCAUACCUAAAGAUGUGUCUUCGAAUGAUCAUGAUGAUUUUCAUUCGUGCACGUAAAUUGUAUCUACCACUUUUUCUCGUCUUUAUUUUAUAUUUCCAAUUAUUUUACAAUAAUUGACGUCGAUCGAAUGAUUCACAAAGUAGUUAAAUAUUAGGAGGAGAAUAUUUCUCAGAAUAUUUGUUGGCUUGCGUUAGAAAAUCAUGUUCACGUUUACGUAGCAACCCACAGUUAUUUGCAUUUUUUUUAAUGGACUGCAAAUUUUUUCGUAUGACGUUUACAUCCUAUCGUGUAUUAAAAAACGUAAUAAUAAAAAAAUCCUUACGUCAGCAGGUAUUUGAUUACGCGAACGUAUGAAUUAUAGAUCAGUUUAGUCGUUGGAUGAUAUUCUCACUCGUAUCAUGUACCUAUGUGAGUGUGAUGUAGACGUAGAGUAAAAGUCAUUACGAAAAGUAAAUUACUCGUAUGUAAGUUAACUCGCGAAUGAACAAAUGUCGGACAAUUUUCUUCUUUUCUUCUGUAUUUUUCUAGCUAUAUGUCUUUCCUUUCGUCGCACCUAGUGCCUUAAAAUUUCUAUCUCGUCUGUAUUUUUUUUUUUUUUUAUUAGUACAUUUUGAUGGUUUUCAAAAGCCUCUCUGUAGAUAGUACGUAUUUAUUACGGACAUAUUUCUUGUCAUGUUUAGUCGAUAAAACGAAUAAAAAUGCGAAUAAGUUUUAUGAUCUCGUGAAUUUAUCGAAAAAUAUUCGAAUAAGUUAAACCACGUUUAUUUUUGUAUAUUGAGAUUAUCGCGAUCGCAUUUUCAUUCGUGACUAUUUUAUUUGUGUGUAAAAUUUGCGUGUAUUUUUUCAAUUUUUUUUUUGUUUCUACUUAAUGUAUUUUGCAUAAUUAUUAUUUUUUUUUAGUUUAUUAUUUUUUAAACAAAAAACCCCUCGAUUCGAUGUGGAAGCUUAUUCCAUGUGGAAAGGUUCCUAUGAAGUGAUUAAGAUAGUUUUUCAUUUUUUUUUUUUUUUUUUUUUUGGAAAAUGCACGUUAGGGGUUGUGUAACUUUCCAUUUAAACAGAGGCUGUAUUUUAAUUUAUUUUUUAAUCGACGUGUAUUAUUACAAUGAAAUCGUUCUGUGUGGACAUUUUUUUUUUUUUUUUUUAAAUUACAAUCGGAGUAAAAAUACAAAAAAUUAAAAUUACGCUAGUCUUAUGAUACUUUUUUCUCGUGUAUAUUUGUGUAAAUGACAUAAAUACUGUUACAUUUAUUAACUCCCCCUUUCCCUGAAUGUAUUGUACGUAGAUGUGAAAUGUGUAUCGAGAUGUACCAUUUUUACGUUGUAUUAAAGACCAUGAUUUUUGUAUGAGAUAUUUAAAUCAUCGUCGUAUUCGUAUAUAAGUUUGAUAUUAGCUCGAGAAGUGUUAUAACUUAAAAGUAGUGCCAGGUUAUAUCAUUAUUUUAAUCUAACGUUACCAAAUUUUUUUUAUCGCAAAAAAAUGUGUCGCUUUAUUAUAAUGUAUUGUUAUUUUAUUUCGAUUAAAAAUGUGCAUUAUUAUUUUUCUUUUUUUUUACAUAACGAAUGUAAUAGCAUAUCGCAACAAAUAAAAAAAAAUUAUUGUUCUAGUUUGUGUUGUUUUGUAAAAAUAAAAAAUUUUUCUAUGUUA